Saitoella complicata NRRL Y-17804 is the source of this 627-nucleotide messenger RNA. RefSeq lists its product as uncharacterized. The record is from RefSeq and is a predicted model, not a curated record. The transcript is spliced from 3 exons. Gene Ontology annotation, cellular component: mitochondrion. Gene Ontology annotation, biological process: mitochondrial fission. Lineage: Eukaryota; Fungi; Ascomycota; Saitoellomycetes; Saitoellales; Saitoellaceae. The coding region runs from base 1 to 627 and encodes 208 amino acids.
AUGGGAUCCUCUGAAUCUACCGUCCAGGCAUACAAAGACAAGGCCGUCCAGGUCAAGGACCAAGCCGUCGAGAAGGUUACCGAAGGAAAAGUCGACACAGUCGAAACCAAUGCCCGUUACCUCGCCUACGCAGCCCGUCUGAAGGCCGUUAUGCUCAAGAGCUCGCGUUACAUCGCAUAUACCUCCGAUAUCGGCGAAGCUUUCCGGCCGAUCAGCCAUCCGCUUAUGGUGACAGCUGCGUAUGGUGUCAGUUGGGCGUAUUUGUUUGGUGAUGUCGGGUAUGAGGGAUACAAGGCGAGCUACAUCGCUGGGUUGCCGAAUGGGACCGUGGGUGUGAUGAUGUUUAAGAGGGCUAUCUUCCAGGGUCUUGCUUCUAUGGCGUUGCCGGCAUUCACUAUCCACUCGGUUGUGAGGUACUCUGCGAAGGCGUUCAAGAACUCCGCCAAUGCUUCGCUGAGAACGUGGGGACCUACCGUGUCUGGUUUGGCUGUUGUGCCAUUGUUGCCUUUCUUGUUCGACCACCCUGUUGAGUACGCUGUUGACAAGGUCUUCGAGAAGGUCGAGGAGUUGACCAUGGGAGAGAAAGAGACUCCAAAUGUCGUCGGUGGUAACAAGAAGGAGCUGUAG